This is a messenger RNA of Parathielavia appendiculata, 699 nucleotides long. RefSeq names its product peroxisomal membrane protein 4. The record is from RefSeq and is a predicted model, not a curated record. The transcript is spliced from 5 exons. Gene Ontology annotation, cellular component: peroxisomal membrane. The coding region runs from base 1 to 699 and encodes 232 amino acids. Lineage: Eukaryota; Fungi; Ascomycota; Sordariomycetes; Sordariales; Chaetomiaceae.
AUGUCGGGGUCGCUCGGGUCCCUCAAGGCCGCCGCCGAGCGCAUCAUCCUCGACCCAAGAUACCAUGACUUGCUGUCCAUCGUCAAGGGCGCCCGCAAUGGAGCCGUUUAUGGCACCAAAGUUCGGUUUCCGCAUGCGCUCGUCAUGAUCAUUCUCUUCCGCUCCGGAACCCUCCGAGAAAAGUUCCGCCUCGUCUUUCGCGCAACACGCACCCACGCCCGCAAUCUCGCAAAAUUCGCGACCAUCUACAAGGCCAUCUGUCUGCUCCUUAAACACUACGGUCCGACGCCCGGCAAAGAAGGGCCCUACGAUAGCUUUCUCGCCGGUUUACUAGGCGGCUACAUCGUUUUCGGGCGGCGCUCGCCGCGCACGGGCAAGAUCUCGAGCGUGAGCCAGCAGAUCGUCAUCUACGUGUUCGCGCGCGUGGUGCUCGCGCUGGCGCGGCUGGCCGUGAAACCCCGCGCCAGCGGCGGACGAGGCGGGUUCGGCCUGCCGGUCGUGUCGGAACCCCGGAACAGCGCCGUCAUCAGCUACUACGCCUGGCCCGUUUUCGCCAGCGUCUCGUGGGCGGCAGUCAUGCACCUGUUCAAGUACCAUGCCGCCGAGCUGCAGCCGAGCUUGAGGAGUAGCAUGACGUAUAUCUAUGCCGAUUCGGAUCGAUGGGAUGGGUUGAGGACUUUCCUGUGGCACAAUAAGUGA